GGGAUUCAUGGACUGCUCGAACAUACGAAAAACUGACAACGGUAUGAAAACGUGCGAAUAAUUUGAGAGAAGCAGUGACUGAAUGAUGUAACCAGACACCAGUAUAGAUACUUCGCAUUUCCGAUCUCAGAACACAACAGUGAGCAUCAUUCGCCCUUCAGAGAGAUCACGAGUGUUCUUCUCCGAGGACCUGAAAGGAAGGGAGUUUCAAAACGGUUUUCACUCGGAAUACAUUCAGAAAGAGUGAGAGUUGCAGGGCACAGUUUGAAACAUGGCCAACAAUGGAAAUGUUUCGUAUAGACACCAGCGGGCUGUUGGACCAGCGACGGUUCUUGCCAUCGGCAAGGCCACUCCUCCAACUGCGUAUCCUCAGAGCGAAUACCCGGAUUUCUUCUUUGAUGUCACCAACACCAGUCACAAGACUGACCUCAAGGCCAAGUUCGCUCGAAUUUGUAAGAAUUCAGGAAUCAACAAAAGGUAUUUCCAUUGUACAGAGGAGAUUUUGAAGGCCAAUCCUUCAAUGUGCACGUACAAGGAUCCCUCACUUGAUGUUCGACAGGACAUAGCAAUCAGGGAGGUGCCCAGACUGGCAGAGAAAGCGGCUGUGGAGGCGUUGGCAGAAUGGGGCCAACCCAGAGAUCAGAUCACCCACGUGGUGUUCGCAACCACGAGCGGAGUUAACAUGCCCGGAGCCGAUCUCACUCUCACCAGGCUGUUGGGCUUGAACCCCAACGUGAACCGAACCAUGCUCUACCAACAAGGGUGCUUUGGAGGAGCCACCGUUCUACGAGUGGCUAAAGAUCUCGCUGAGAACAACAAAGGGGCUCGAGUUCUCACUGUCGUGAGUGAGCUCACGUGUGUAACUUUCCGUGCACCCAACGAAGAGCACCUGGACAAUCUGGUAGGCUCUGCCAUCUUCGGUGAUGGAGCUUCGGUCCUCAUCAUUGGAUCAGAUCCCGUACCCGAGGUAGAGAAGCCCCAGUUCGAAAUUCACUGGUCCGGAGAGACGAUUCUGCCCGAAAGCGACGGUGCGAUUGAGGGAAGGCUGACUGAAGCGGGACUGAUCUUCCACCUGCUGAAGGAUGUUCCCGGUCUGAUUUCAAGAAAUACCCUCCCUAUCUUCAACAAGGCGAUCGAGGUGGCAGGAUCUCCAAGCUGGAACGAUCUUUUCUGGUGUGUGCACCCAGGAGGUCGAGCCAUUCUGGACGAAGUGGCGAAAACUCUGUGCUUGAAGCCAGAGAAGAUGGAAGCCACGAGAGAGAUUCUAUACAAUUACGGGAACAUGUCAGGUGCUAGUGUGCUGUUCGUACUGGAUCAAAUGCGCAGGCGGUCGGUCGAGAAGAAAAGCAGUACCACCGGAGAAGGAUGCGAGUGGGGACUCGUCGUGGGAUUUGGACCUGGCCUGACAGUAGAAGUAUCGGUCCUGAAGGCAAUUGCCACCGGUCAUUGAUCACUCGGUGGAUGUUAUUUGAGAUUCUGAGGUAGGUUUUAAUAUCGGUCAAAAUUUGGUAUUCAUGGCUAGAUCUCUUCUUCCAAUCCUCAUUGAAGACCUAAUCCAAUUCCGGGUAAUCAUUAAGCUCGGGACGAAUACUUUUCUUAUUCUUAGUCAUGCACAGUAAGACGAUGGCCUCAUGGCAGUGGAAAUUUUAUUUUUUGGUCAAAAAACCAAUCUGGUGACGACAUGUACUAUACAAAUGUGAAUAAUGUACGACAACAUAAUGAAAGUCUUAUUUCGGAAGCAAUUUUCAUAGCCGCCUGACCAUCAUCGG
Molecule: messenger RNA, 1769 nt
Organism: Marchantia polymorpha subsp. ruderalis
Lineage: Eukaryota; Viridiplantae; Streptophyta; Marchantiopsida; Marchantiales; Marchantiaceae
Source: the annotation of a GenBank genome assembly